Molecule: messenger RNA, 1116 nt
Organism: Aureobasidium melanogenum CBS 110374
Lineage: Eukaryota; Fungi; Ascomycota; Dothideomycetes; Dothideales; Saccotheciaceae
Exons: 1
Coding region: 1-1116 (371 amino acids)
Source: RefSeq, a predicted model, not a curated record
AUGGGCCUCGCACUGCUCAGCCUACCAAAUGAAGUCCUCAUUAGCAUCAUAAAGCAUGGGGACAACGCUUGCAAGAGAACCCUCCUCAAUCUACGGCUUGUCAACAAGACUUUAGAACAACUCUGUCAUGAUCGAUUUCUCCGCUACCUGGAGAAUCUCCGCAUAGAUCCAUCGCAAAAGGACAAUCUUCUGCGACUGAUGGACAUCUUGUCGAGUCCCGCACAUGCAUGCGCAGUCAGAGCUGUGGCCUUCGACUUUGUACGAGAUUGGCGCAACGUAUGGGCUGUGACGCCACUGGUCCAACAACUCUUCGAUAAAUUGAGCACAUUGAACGUCACCCUCGAGUUGAAAUUCAGUCCUUAUGGCAGCAAUGAAUGGAUCUCUGAACCAUGCAUUGUUCAUUACAUUGCUGGAAUCGUGAAGCAGGUCUUAACAUCACACAUGUCGGUUAAGCGGCUCAUUAUCCGGGCGAAGGAAUGGGAUCCUGACCUUCAGCUCGACAAGAUGAUAUGCAGACUAGAGAAAUUGCUUUCAGAUCAAGAGAAGGAAGCACAAGCCUUCUCGAUGGAAUCUUUGAUUGUGGAGUUCAAACAUGGCGAAGUCACUUAUAACCGACGAGAUCGUUGUCUCCAGUUCAGUCAAGUAACGGCUCAUGACCUCCAUGCAAUAGGUCAAUGGAUCCAAGAAAAACACCCUACAGAGCUCUGCUUGACAGACUGUCAAUUCUUCGUCGAGCAACUGGACGGGAUAUUAUUACCCAUUACUCAGCCAUCCAAUUCCUUAUCCAGCAUCACGAUCAACAAUGCUCGGCUGAUGCAUAUAACCUCGUUCUUCGGAGGAAGCCAGACAGCCACCCCACUACAAAAGCUGCUUUCAAACAUUAUGCAGCACGCAAAUAGCCUGGACCAUCUGGAUUUGGAGAACAUUCGAGUGGAGACGCCACAUCCAAGGACACUCAAUUUCGUGGGAACGAACAAGGUGCAACUGACGAGCGAGGACAACAUUCGCGAGAGACUCACGGUUUUGAUGUCACAGUUAGUGGAGGAAGACGAGUCAGAGGCCGAGAGCGAAGACAUUGAAGAGGAUGAUGAAGAUGAAGAUGAGGAUGAUGACUAA